CUUGUGUUUCCCCGCCUGUUCUGUCUCCUCUGACCUUUCACUCGCCGCCCCGGGAGGUGAUGAGCUUCACGCUGGGCUUCAAGCCUCCAUCAGCAGGCAGUUCUGGGCCCGGCGCCGGCCGAGGAGCCGCCAUGGAGAACCUGGAGAAGCAGCUGAUCUGCCCGGUGUGCCUGGAGAUGUUCUCCAAACCCGUGGUCAUCCUGCCCUGCCAGCACAACCUGUGCCGCAAGUGUGCCAACGACAUCUUCCAGUCAGCUAACCCCCUGUGGCAGUCCCGCGGCUCCUCCAGCGUGGCGGUCAGUGGCAGUCGGUUUCGCUGUCCGUCGUGCCGCCAUGAGGUGGUCCUGGACCGCCAUGGAGUCUUUGGUCUGCAGAGGAACCUGCUGGUGGAGAACAUUAUAGACCUCUACAGACGACAGGAGUCCUCCAGGCUUGUGGACGUGAAGCCAGAGCAGCAGCAGCAGCGGCUGAUGUGUGAAGAACACGAAGAGGAGAAGAUCAACAUCUACUGCCUGUCCUGUCAGACGCCGACCUGCUCCAUGUGCAAAGUGUUCGGAAAACACAAAGAGUGCGACGUCGCGCCGCUCAGCAGCGUCUAUAUGACACAGAAGGCUGAGCUGAGCGACGGCAUCGCCAUCCUGGUCGCCAGUAACGACCACAUCCAGGCGGUCAUCUCUCAGUUGGAGGAAGUCUGCAGCAUUACAGAGGAGAACGGGAGGCGACAGCGAGAGCAGCUGGCCAACCACGUUGACGCCCUGGUGGCCAUCUUGGAGGAGCGGAAGCGGGAGCUGGUGGGGCUGAUCACCAAACAGCAGGACGAGAAACUCAAACGCGUCCGAGCUCUCAUUCGUCGGCACGGCGACGACCUGGAGGCCGCCGUGACGCUGGUGGAGUCGGCCAUUCAGACGAUGGAGGAGCAGCACAUGCCGCUGUUUAUACAGAGCGCCAACGUCUUACUGGAGAAAAUGGCGGCCGCAGCCAGGGCCUCGAACACGCAGCGUCCACAGCUCGCUUAUGAGAGGAUGAGUCACUUGGUCCUCGACACGGACGAGCUCGCCGUCAUGCUGAUGAACAUGGACUUCUGCUGCGGUGAGGGAGAUGAUGGAGAAGAAGAUCCUGAGGAAGGUGAAGAGUCAGACUUCUGCUCCAGAUUCUGAGUCUAAACCAGAGGUCCCUGCUGCAGUCCGGAGGAAAUCCAACACGGGGACGGAAAUAGAGGUUUACCAUAAUCCUCUGGAAGAAAUCCACACAGAGUGAAACGACAAAGACAACAUGAGGAAAAUAACAGCAGAAAUGAUCGAAAUCGUACCUUCAUAUACGUUAUCCAUCAGCAGCAGCAGCCCGAUGCAGGAACACUGACUUGGCUGGAUUUUUGCCUCCCACAUUGUUGCCAUUGUUCAGUGAAAAAGCCGCCGUAUUGUGUGUAAAUAUAUCUCUCCAUGUAAAGCUCACAGGAAACGUAUGCAGUGGAUUUAGCUCCGUGUUGUGUGUUGUGGGAGGAAAGUAGAAGAUUUUGUUCAUGUGUGCCUCUUUCUUCAGGAUUUAAAGCCCUCAUACAGCUUCUGAAGGAGACUACAGUUUCUGCAUUUUGACAGUUUUAUAAAUCUUUUCACAUGAAUUAAAAAAAAAAACAAUGUGAGGAUUAAAGUCCAUAAA
Chelmon rostratus (copperband butterflyfish) is the source of this 1656-nucleotide messenger RNA. RefSeq names its product tripartite motif containing 54 (gene trim54). Bases 60 to 1157 code for a protein of 365 amino acids. The record is from RefSeq and is a predicted model, not a curated record. Lineage: Eukaryota; Metazoa; Chordata; Actinopteri; Chaetodontiformes; Chaetodontidae. The transcript is spliced from 9 exons. Gene Ontology annotation, molecular function: zinc ion binding.